AUGACAAAAGGGAAGAAAAAUUCUAAAUUUGCUCCAGCAUCAUUAUCUGAACAAACAGUGUGUGAGAAAGCAAGGCAAAAGAAUUUAGAAAAACAUGCUCAGAGAUUUAGGGAGUUUGGGCUAGAGAAAUAUGCUAUUCAACUAGAGGCAAAGAAUAAGGCCCUUAGACAAGAGAAGGAGAACAUCAACCCUCGAAAGAAUGACCAAGAUUACGUGCCCGAAAGUGAAAGUGAUGACGAUGAGUUUGGUAUUUCUCAAGAUGCAAAUUUAGUAACACAAGCUGCAACGUCAAAGAAGAAAGAAAGGACUAGAGUACAACCUCCUCGUAAGAAUAAGAAGCAGCCACUAUGUCCGGCAAUGGAAAUGGAUGAUUACGUUAUGAUGCAGCAAAAUAUGAAUCCAAGUGCUAAAAAGAAAGGUCGUGGACCGACUAAUAUGUUUGAUGUCCAUUCUCGCAAAUUGGAAGCCCGUGUUCCUAUCUAUUGUAAUGACAAAGGACAACCUAUUGGUCCAGAAAAAGAUAGGAAAGAGCUUACUCGGUUCUUAGGAACUAUUGCUCAUGACUACAAUUGGGCCCCUUUAACUUACACAAAUUGGAAAAAAGUUCCAAACAAGGACAAAAUAUGGGAGUAUGUGAAAAGCAAGUACAUCCUUCCACCUGAAUCUGAAGAGUGGGUAUAUGAAACCCUUGAUCAAUCUUGGAGAGGAUUCAAAUGUAGGCUUAAAAAGAUACAUUAUUGUGCAUAUGACAGCUAUGAGGAGAGAUUGGAACAUCCGCCGGAGAGAGUGCCUGAAGCACAUUUCAAAACACUUCUAGCUUAUUGGGAGACUAAUGCAGCAAAGAAAACAAGUUUGCAGAAUUCGGAAAAUUGCAAAGAGCAAGAAAAUAUGCACACAGUUGGUCCGGUGUCAUUUGCCAUGCGUUAUGACAAGAUGUUGCGUGAAAAUGGUAAGGCACCAUCAAAAAGAGAGAUGUUUGAAGAGACUCGUCAUCGAAAAGAAGGAAAAGUUUAUGAUCGACCUUAUGAUGAUACGCAAAAGAAGAUACAAGCCAUGCGGGAACUGGAGGCAUUACAAGCUGAUCAGAAUAGUGAAUCUCAUAAGGAUUCAUUUGAUGAAGUGAUGGGAAAUGCACCAGGUUCAAAAAGACUACAUGGACUAGGUGUGUCCCGUAAGAUGCAAAAAGAUAUAAAAUCAAGUACAUCUUUAAUAUUGUCAGACAAGGUCAUGGACUCUAUCAAAAAAGCUGUAACUGAAGACGUGCAAAAGGAUAUUAUCACUCAAAGAGAGGAAUUUGCAAAGGAAAGAGAAGCUCAUGCUGCUGAAAUGGAAAGAAUGUCAAAGGAAUUUGAGUUCCAAGCCUCAAAAUUACAAAAUAUGAUCAAGGAACCAGAAGAACCUGAAACUCUUGAUUCAAUCGCUGCUUCACUUGGUCGACUACGGAAAAAGGACCCUACCUUGACUGCAGAAAAGAUUGCAGCAGUUUUGGUGUCUACCCUUUCAAGUGAUGCAUAAAUAAUUUCUACAGACCACUCUCUUUAUUGGUCAUGGUUAUAUAUAGGGUGGUAGAUAGAAGGAGAAUGGUAGAUAAAAGGAUGGCAAGAAGGGCAUAUAUUGAAUUUUUUUGGACUGAUUUUUGGCAAAUAAAUUAAAUACUAGAUAGCUUUUAGAUUGCUUGAACCAUUAGUUUUUCGAGAUUCAUUAGUUUUCUAAUUGAUGUAUUUAUAAAUUAACACUUGUUUUUGUUAUUAGAAUGAUUGUUAUGGAUAUUUUAUUUUAAUAAUAAGUAGAACUUGAUUUCAAAUAAAUGUUUUCUAUUUAUA
Molecule: messenger RNA, 1823 nt
Organism: Spinacia oleracea (spinach)
Lineage: Eukaryota; Viridiplantae; Streptophyta; Magnoliopsida; Caryophyllales; Amaranthaceae
Exons: 8
Coding region: 1-1515 (504 amino acids)
Source: RefSeq, a predicted model, not a curated record